This is a messenger RNA of Musa acuminata AAA Group (dessert banana), 2583 nucleotides long. RefSeq lists its product as uncharacterized. Gene Ontology annotation, molecular function: RNA-DNA hybrid ribonuclease activity; nucleic acid binding. The record is from RefSeq and is a predicted model, not a curated record. The coding region runs from base 1 to 2583 and encodes 860 amino acids. The transcript has 3 exons. Lineage: Eukaryota; Viridiplantae; Streptophyta; Magnoliopsida; Zingiberales; Musaceae.
AUGGCCAGAAAGAAGGCGUACGCCCGAGCCGCCUCGGCCGAAGCUCCCAGAUACGCGCCCGGACCCAGUGUCACCUUCCCGGCCAGGACAUAUGAACAGGCCGAGCACGACGAUGCGCUCGUGAUAUCAGCCAGAAUCGCCAAUGCGCAAGUAAAAAGGAUCAUGGUCGAUACUGGAAGCUCGGCCGACAUACUAUAUUUUGACGCCUUCCAGAAGCUCGGCCUGUCCAGGGAUAACAUGAAGCCAGUAUCCUCGGCGCUCACCGGCUUCACCAGCGAUUCAAUCUCACCACUGGGGGCGAUCACUCUGCCCCUCACCUUGGGAGCCCUGCCGAGGUCAAAGAUGACAAUGACCACCUUCUUGGUAAUCGACCUCCCCGCCGCCUACAACGCCAUCCUCGGUCGGCCGACCCUCAAUAAAAUCAGAGCUGUCAUCUUGACCUACUACCAAACCGUGAAGUUCCCAACCCACGCCGGGAUCGGAGAGAUCGCAGGAAGCCCUCGAGAAUCUCGGCGCUGCUACCUGACUGUCGUCUCGUUGCCCAAAAAGGUGAGGAUCGAACAACCGUUAGCAGACCCUCGGGAAACGCAGAAGCCGACCCCCCACCUGGAGCCGAAAGGGACCACAGUCGCGGUGCCACUCCUAGAAGAUCGACCAGAAUGGACGAUUAAGAUCGGGUCAGAGCUGCCCGAGCAAGAACGGGGACAACUUGUCGGCCUCCUACAAAAGAACGCUGACAUCUUCGCUUGGUCGCCUUCCGACAUGGCAGGCGUCGACCCGGAAGUCGCCUUACAUCACCUCAUCCUCGUCAAGAAGGCUAAUGGAAGUUGGAGGAUGUGCGUUGAUUACACCAGUCUUAACAGUGCAUGCCCAAAGGACUGCUACCCUCUGCCUAGGGUUGACCAGCUGGUCGACGCCACGGCAGGUCACGCCCGCCUCUCAUUUAUGGACGCCUUCUCGGGUUAUAACCAGAUCAGAAUGGCGCCCGAAGAUCAAGAGUACACAGCCUUUAUCACCGAUCAGGGGGUUUACUUUUACAAAGUCAUGCCCUUCGGAUUGAAAAAUGCCGGGGCAACAUAUCAGAGGACGGUGAACAAGAUGUUCGCCCACCAGAUUGGGCGAAACAUGGAGGUGUACGUCGACGACAUGAUCGUAAAAAGCCAAGAGGCCGGGGCUCACCUCGCUGACCUGACCGAAGCAUUUGCUACGCUCUGCAGGUUCGGCAUGCGACUCAACCCCGCAAAAUGCGCCUUCGGCGUCACGUCGGGAAAGUUCCUCGGAUUCAUUGUACAUGAAAGAGGAAUUGACGCCAACCCAGAGAAGGUCCAGGCGAUCAUCAAUAUGCAAUCACCUCGGACGAUCAAAGACCUGCAGCGCCUCAACGGAAAACUCGUCGCCAUAUCCCGCUUCCUCGCCCGAUCAGGUGAUCGCUGCUUCCCCUUUUUCAGGGCGCUGAAGAACCCGAAAGUAAGUUCCGUCCUGGUUAAAGAAAGCUUCGGCGACCAGCUCCCGGUCUAUUAUGUCAGCCAUGUCCUCAAUGGUCCCGAGGAACGAUACCCACCGAUCGAGAAGCUAGCCCUCGCGCUCGUGCUGUCCGCCCGGAAGCUACGCCCUUAUUUCCAGGCUCACCCGGUGGAAGUAAUUACGGACCAGCCGCUCCGACAGGCCUUGUCUAAGUUUGAUGUUGCAAGAUGGCUUCUCAAAUGGGCGAUAGAGCUCAACGAGCACGACAUUCGAUACGUGCCCAGGACAACUAUUAAAGCCCAGUCUGUGGCCGACUUCAUCGCAGAGUUAACUCAGAUCGAGAACGAGAGCCUCAGCCAACCUCCUGAGGCCUGGAUCUUGCACGUCGACGGAUCAGCCAACUCAAAAGGUGCUGGCGCGGGAUUGGUACUCCGAGCUCCCGACAGGCGGUCGUUCGAGCGUUCCCUUCGCUUCGGGUUCCGCGCCACUAACAACGAGGCGAAAUACGAGGCGCUUCUAGCAGGACUCAGAUUGGCUCUCGAGAUGCAGGUGGUCGCCCUCCACGUCCACACCGACUCCCAGCUGGUGGCCGAGCAACUCAGCGGGGGAUACGAGGCCCGCGACUCGACUAUGACGAAAUACCUGGCACAGGUAAAAAGCCUGACCGCAAAGUUCCUUCAUUUCACAUUAUCUAAUGUCCCCAGGGGGGAGAACGAGCGCGCCGACGCACUAGCUAAGCUGGCCUCAAAGCCUGCCCCCGAAGUCGGGCCCGAGGUCGAGGAGUUACCCGCUCGCACUGUCGAAAUCGCGGCCACAGCUAUGAGUAGCGCGUCCACCACCUGGAUACAAGAACUGCUACGCUUCAAACGGGACGAAAUUCUCCCGCCCGACGAAGCAUCAGCUCGGCGCCUACGCCACACACAUGCGUGGUAUACCGAGGUGGGCGAACGGCUCUACAAGCGGUCUUUUUCGUACCCCCUCCUACGAUGCUUAGAGCCCGACGAAGCUCAGACCGUCCUGGCAGAGAUACAUGAAGGAGUCUGCAGAGAACACAUCGGCGGGCGGACCCUAGCACAUAAAAUACUUCGCCAAGGCUACUACUGGCCGACCAUGUGCUGA